AAACCUUGUCAUGUUCAAAAAGCCGGUGACUUCUUUAAAGUCUUUUAGUGCUUUAAGGUCCUCUGAUAGAAGACGUUUUCAAACUGAAGCUUAUGACGCGUAUCCUGAACUUAAAGAACAAUGUACUCAACAAAAUAUUCACGUAAUGCCUGAUACUCUUCAAGCUGCCAAAUUUGUUUCUCAUAUUGAACGACCUGGUAUCAUCUACAAAGCAGACGGUAAACCUACAUGGUUUAAAACGUUAGAUUCUCCUCCUAUUCCAACUGUCUAUACUUUAUGGCGAUAUCCUACUAUAUUACCUACACUUUAUACUUGGGGUCCAGUGGUUCAAAAACUCAUAGAAGGCGCAGAUCUCAUGAUUCCUGGAUUAGUGAAUGGUCCUGAUGGUACCUUACCUUCAGUGAAAGAAGGUGACUUGGUGGCGAUCACUAUCAGAGGUUACAAAUAUCCUUUGGCAGUGGGGAAGAUGGCAAUCUCAAGUUCAGAUAUCAAGGUACGAUCUGGGAUGAAAGGAAAGGCGGUUUAUGUUUUACAUGUUUAUCAUGACUUUUUAUGGGCUAUGGGUGAUAAAUCGGAACCUCCUGAAAUGAAAGAUAUAUCUGAUGAUGAAUACAUGGAAGAGGAAGAUGAAAAUGAUAAUCAACAACAAGAUGACAAUCAAACAACAGUAGAAGAGAUACAACAAUCAUCUCAAGUCUCUACAACAAUGAAGGAAGAUACAUCUAUGAACUAUACUACUAGCGAAAUUGAUGAUCUGUUGAAAGAAUCACUUUAUCAAGGUUUAUUAUUCAAGUUGACUCCAGAAAAGGGGACAUCUGUACUUCCCAUAUCAGCAUCCUCUUUAUAUACUGCAUACAUUCUCCCUAGUAGACCAAGAAGAGGUGGUUUGGAAGUCGAUAUCAAGAAAUCCAGUUGGAAAAAGGUACAAAAGUUUUUGAAAACAAUGGAAAAGACUGGAUUAUUGAAACUCAAGGAACAACGUGGAGAAACCAAUGUCACUACAAUCAAUUGGUCACAUCCAAGCUUACAAGGAGUCACGCCAUACAAAACUGUGGAAAAGCUGAUGUUAGAACAACAACAACAACAACAACAUUUAUCAACACCAUCCUCUAUUGAAAACCAACCGACUGGCAAAUCUAAUACAAUCUCGGCAGAUACAUCUUCGUCCGAUCAAAUCCAAAUUCUCGACAUGUACAAACCUAUAGGGUCAACUAUCCCUCUUUUUGAACUCACAAAGAAUGAUAAAACAGCCUUGUAUUCAUCUGUGGAAGUACGACAAAUUAUAUUGGAAUAUAUAAAAGCUGAAAAUUUAGUGGAUUCCAAAAAUCAACGUAUGAUCAAUAUGAAUCCUAUAUUAACUGAUGCUAUCUUGAAUAAAUCAGAAUAUCAAACUGUGAAUCAACUUGGUCGAGAUCAAAUUGUACAACGAUUACUAUCGAAAAUGCAACCAUUCCAUUUGGUGACUUUACCGGGAAAGGAACCGAUUUUAAGAAAAGGAAUACCCAAAGAAAUUGAAGUGACACAAGAAAUUCGACAAGGACGAAAAACGGUGACUAAAUUGACAGGCAUGGAAUCUUUUGGAUUGGAAAUUGAUGAUCUUUGUAAAGAAUUGACAAAACUUUGUGCUAGUAGUGCUACUCAUAAUCAAAUUCAUGGUACAAGUCCCAAAGCACCUUUAUAUGAAAUAAUGGUUCAAGGUCCACAAAUGAAACAUGUAUCUGAAUUGUUAUUAAGGAAAGGUGUACCAAAGAAACUCAUUAUGGUGAACGACAAGACAGCCAAAAAAGGAAAGGGUAAAAAAUAGUUUAGUGUAGUUUAGACUUCUUUUUUUUUUACAUAUAUUUUUUAAUGUUGUUAUUUUGAAAUGUAAAUAAAUAAAUAAAAAAAAAAC
Molecule: messenger RNA, 1891 nt
Organism: Halteromyces radiatus
Lineage: Eukaryota; Fungi; Mucoromycota; Mucoromycetes; Mucorales; Cunninghamellaceae
Exons: 9
Coding region: 11-1804 (597 amino acids)
Biological process (GO): formation of translation preinitiation complex; translational initiation
Molecular function (GO): RNA binding; translation initiation factor activity
Source: RefSeq, a predicted model, not a curated record